GUCUGUUCCAGCAUGCGCGACAGAUGCAUCAAUGACUGCCGCUGGCAUGUCUCCCUACACCUAAACUUCAGAUAUGCGUCAGCUUUAUUUGCAAAGCUAAUAAUCGUGUUACAAUGGUGAACAAAGGGCGACGACUACGUGGUAUCUUCACGAACAAGCAGGGCAAUCUAUUGUCCUCUAGGGUUCUCUUAGCGAGGCUGGCAGCAAUAUCGUGUACUUCCUAGAAGCUGUUUCUCUCACGGUACGGUAGUUGUCUUUGCAUAGUCAACUAAUCAUGGUUCGUUGCGUCUCUCCUCGCGCCCUGGCGGCACAUCUCCUUCUGUACUUCCUUUUUCCUUCCGCAGAUUUGGCACUCGCUGCAGGCAUGAUUGGCGAAAGAUACGGCCACCAUACCACAUUUACCUCGACUUUAACAACGACAGUAACAACCAUGACGAGCACAAUUACGCUUGGUACGCCGGGACAUAAAAGCACCACGACAGAAACAGCAACAAGCACCGUCACGCUGGUACCCGCGCCAUCUACGAGCGCAUCACUCGCCACGGAGGCCCUGAGCAGCACGAAUUACUACCGAGCACAGCAUCAAGCGAGGCCGCUUAGUUGGAACACCACGUUAGCCUCAUACGCGCAGAAUUACGCCGAAGCCUGCGUUUGGGCACACUCUGUAAGUUUCUCAUCCAUCCCAUCGCAUCGAACGUGACAUGGCUGACGUAUGACCCAGGCCGGUCCUUACGGCGA
Molecule: messenger RNA, 738 nt
Organism: Baudoinia panamericana UAMH 10762
Lineage: Eukaryota; Fungi; Ascomycota; Dothideomycetes; Mycosphaerellales; Teratosphaeriaceae
Exons: 1
Coding region: 275-700 (141 amino acids)
Source: RefSeq, a predicted model, not a curated record